UUCUUCGUGGGAGAUUCCUGGGUUUUUAGCAGCACCAAAGUCAAUUCAUGGCUUUUGAGAAAUCAAAUUAUCUUGUUCCUUAGGUGGCAACUUCCUUUCUUGGAGCAAGUGUAAGCAGAAUUACCAGUGAUCCUGAGCAUUUUUCUUUUCAGGUAGAAAAGAGUAGUAAAAACGUGAGCAAGAAACGUGCAGUGUACCACAGGGUGGUUUAGGUAUUUGCAAUUGUAGAAUAAAUGGUGAAGCAAGAACCCCUUCCAAAGCAGGCCUUGAGUAUUUUGGACUUGAGUUGCAGCUGAAGUGGAAACUUUUGGAAACCUUGCCAUUAAUGUCAAUGGGAACGAGAGGUCACAAAGGAGCAUUUUUCCUGCUGAAACUUCAAGACAUUUGUUCCUGAGUUGCAGGAGAUUUGCUGGAUAAGGCCCUCUUAAAAUUACCCAGACCAUAUGGAUGGCAGGGCUCUGCAGGAUUCUGACAGACAAUAUGCUGUGGCUUCAGGCACUGCUGCCACAGGAGAUGCUGCAAACAGCCCAUCAUGCUGCACAGAUGUAUGCCCCUUCCAGGUCGGUGCUCGCCGCUCCCUCUGCAGCAUCUCUUGGACAGCUACCAGUGCAGGCCGGAUGAUGACCAUCUGUCCUACGGGGAAACGGGAAUGCCGGUCCCCCCGUUCGGCUGCGCCUUUUCCACGGCCCCGACUUUGGAGCAUGUCCUGGCAGUUGCGAAUGAGGAAGGGUUUGUCAGACUCUACCAUACUGAAGCUCAAACUCCCAGCAAACUCACCAUUAAAGAAUGGCAGGCUCACUCCAACGCCGUGUUCGACCUUGCCUGGGUACCAGGGGAACACAGGAUUGUGACUGCUUCAGGAGAUCAGACAGCCAAGGUGUGGGAUGUGCGAGCUGGCGAGCUUCUUGGCACAUGCAAAGGUCACCAGUGUAGCCUCAAGUCGGUUGCUUUUUCUAGGUUUGAGAAAGCUGUCUUCUGUACUGGAGGCAGAGAUGGAAACAUCAUGGUUUGGGAUACCAGAUGCAACAAGAAAGAUGGAUUUUAUAGGCAGGUGAAGCAAAUCAGUGGAGCACACAAUGUAGUGGACAAACGGGCUCCUUCCAAACCAAAGAAGAAGAGGCAGAACCUGAAAGGACUUGCUCCCUUGGUGGAUUUCCUGCAGAGUGUAACCGUGGUGCUGCUUCAGGAUGAGCAUACUCUUAUCUCUGCAGGAGCUGUUGACGGUGUCAUCAAAGUAUGGGACUUGCGCAAGAACUACGCUGCUCACCGCCAGGACCCAGUGCCUUGCAAGUCCUUUUGCUACCCUGGGACCAGUACUCGCAAACUUGGAUAUUCCAGCCUGGUUUUGGAUUCCACUGGUGCUAAUCUGUUUGCUAACUGCACUGAUGACAGUAUCUACAUGUUCAAUAUGACGAGUUCGAGGACCACUCCAGUGGCAGUUUUCAGCGGGCACCAGAAUUCAACCUUUUACAUCAAAUCCAGCACCAGUCCAGAUGACCAGUUCCUGGUCAGUGGCUCCAGUGACUGCAAUGCGUACAUCUGGAAGGUUUCUGAGCCCAGCCUUCCUCCACGGAUACUGCUUGGUCACUCUCAGGAAGUUACUUCCAUUGCUUGGUGUCCUUCAGACUUCACUAAGAUUGCUACUUGCUCUGAUGACAACACUGUGAGGAUUUGGCGCUUACAACGUCAUCCUGAGGAGGAGAAGUCAGCAUCCAGCAAAGUCAACUUGGUGGGCUGGUCCACUCAGAAGAAGCCACAAGAACAGCGUGGAGCAGGGUGGCCAGCCAGCCCACAGAGUACUCCUGCCAAGGCCUUCACAGCAGGCAGCCUGUCCGUGUCCUCUCCACAGCCAGGUGCCUGUGCUCCCAUGGACUCUGGAGACCUUCCCCUGUCCACAAACACUCCAACAGGCAUUCUCCAAACCCAGUCUGCUGCAGCCUGCACCCCAGGCCAACAGAGCAGAACCAGCCCAUGUGCUUCUCCCAGACUGAUCCCUUCCUCCAAGAUGUCCAUUAAACACUGGGUUACAAGGACUCCAUCCCCUUCUCCAGAAGUGGGCAAAAAGGCUCCUUCUCCUAGAAAAGCCCUGGCAGAAGUCACCCAAGGUGUCCUGGAAGCCACUUGCCCUCCUAAAGCCCCGCACUCACAGCUUGAAAAGCGUGCCAAGAGAAGGCUUGACUGCAGCAAGGGGGAUGAUGCAGGGCAGAAGUGUCUGCAGGCCUGUAGCUGUGUGACUGAACUGGACCAUGCAGCGAAGAAAUCCAAGCUGAACCUAUGGCAUUUGGCUGCAGACCAAAAAGCUUGUGAUGAAGGCUCCUUCAGCAUGGCUGGCUUGGAUAACGACCACAGCCCAGAAGAGCCUUCCUUUCCUGGAAGCCAUAUGAACCAACUGAGCCUUCAAAAUGCCCCCCAUUCUUGCAGAUCUCCACACGGGAAAGCCACUGAAGUGAUGGAUAAAGAGAAUAGCUCACCUGAAAGGAAAAACUGGUUGUCUGCUCUGGGGGAGAAGCGACGGACUGGCAGAGCCGGCAGCCAGAACACAUCCAACAGCCCCCCAGCAUCUUGCAGUCCUUGUGCCAAGCGACAAGAGGCAGCAGCCGCUCCACCAAGAACUGCUGCAACCACUUCAGUUUCCAUGAGGAAGAUCUGCACAUACUUCCACAGAAAGCCACCGGCUGACUGAAGCAGCAUGCGGCAGUGGCACCUGAUGGAUGCUGACACUGCUAUCAAGACCAGAUUUCGCAUCACCGACAGCGAUGCACAGGGAUUACAGCUUGUUGUCAAACAUUCACAAACUUGGGGGUUUGUUCUUGUGUUUUUAAAGCUAUUAACAGUAGAGGUCAGCUGAGGGUGGGCAGUCUACACCACACUUACCUGUGAUCCAUACCGACUCCAGAUGAUGGAUUGGUUUAAUAAAGAAAACGUGAGUAUUUUUCACAUGGCAACUGUAAAGAGUCCAAAGACAGCACCAGCUCUGCUGUGCAUUGUUGACAGGCACAUAGAGCUUGUCAGCUUAGGUUACUAAGCUGCCGUUGAAACUUCCCCUACUUAAGAAUAAUGUGUCAAUCACUGCACCCUUCUGAAAAGCAGGUGUUUGUUGGAAUGUGUGUAGAGGAACUUGGUGGAGGUAGGUCUGAAUGGCAUUUCUGCAGUUACUCUCCUAGUACUGCAAUGACCACCCACUUCCAGCAGGGAGCUUAAGAAUGCUUGACGUAAUCAUAAAAGACUUUUAAACACCCUGUAUCCAUCCUAUGGUGAUUACGGGUUAAGUGGAGACAAAGUA
Molecule: messenger RNA, 3283 nt
Organism: Melopsittacus undulatus (budgerigar)
Lineage: Eukaryota; Metazoa; Chordata; Aves; Psittaciformes; Psittaculidae
Gene: DTL
Product: denticleless E3 ubiquitin protein ligase homolog
Exons: 18
Coding region: 533-2683 (716 amino acids)
Biological process (GO): proteasome-mediated ubiquitin-dependent protein catabolic process; mitotic G2 DNA damage checkpoint signaling
Cellular component (GO): nucleus
Molecular function (GO): protein binding; protein-macromolecule adaptor activity
Source: RefSeq, a predicted model, not a curated record